AUGCUGAUGUUCAUUCUUGCGUGUACAGAAGCGAGCCUGGAUUGGAGCACAACUGAACAGUCUUUCUUCUGGCAAUUGGUAGGAGCGCACGAAUUGCCCACCAAGCACUUCCUUCCUCUCAUCUCUCACGUGGACGGGGUGAAACAUGCCGAAGCCUGCUCACAACUGCUGCUAAUUCUUCAACUUGAAAAACCAACUGCAGAAAUUAUGCGCCUUCUGCUGACUCGCGCCGCUUCCAGUCUCAAUUCUGAAAGCGUCGAUGAUGCCAAUUCCGAUGACCUUCUCUCUGUUACCUCGCUUCACUAUUGGGGUCGUCCAGGUGGUGUCUAUGCUCAACGCUUUGCUGAAAUUCUUGGUUCUAUGAUUACUUCCGCUGUGAGCGGUCUACGUCCUUGUGGUGACGCAGAGGAUGGCAUUGGAAGCACAAACAGUGGUCGGAAACGAACUUCAACAAAAAGCUCUGGAAAUAGUACCGAUCGUCUCUCUCUCCUGAUCUCAAUACUUACUCACCUCGAAUGUAUGCGAAGAAACUGCAAGAACAUUGCAAUGUUACAGUCAGCAGAACUACAGAGUUCACUACAACAGGUGAUUUCCUCCUCCAAUGUGCCCUCAAAUUUGAAGGAUCGCUUUGCAGAGCUGCUGAGUUUGGUUGAGAGAGAGGAUAUCACGCUUGCUUCAUCGAGAUCUAGUGCUUCUGGGAGGGGGAGUCGUCAGGAGGCGAGUGGAGAGCCUACUGGAUCGUCCAAAGGCGGACACAGUUUGCGCAACUUGGAUUCGAGACGUGCUGCUGAGGCUGAGCGUAAAAGACAAAACACAACAGCUAAUAUUGGUGUCGCAUCUACAAGCAGCAAAAAGAAGCAAUCUCGUAAAAAGGCUGACGAAGACGGAGAUGCCGAAGGCGAAGACAGUUCAGAUAAUGCCAAUUCUAAAGCUGCCACCAAUUCAACCAACAACGCUAACUCGGAUAGCGACGAUGAUGAAAGCGAAGGUCCCCUAGCGAUCGAUGAUUCCCUUGACGCUGCCUCAGCAUCCUCUGCAGCUUCCGAAUCCCAGGCUCCUGCUUCUACUGGAAGGACUGCUGACUCCAGUGUUUUAGAAAUUACAAUCUCAAGUUCUGAUUCCGAUGAUGAGGAUGAAGAUAAGCCGGUGGAAUCGCGUCCGAAAAAGACUACAACAGGGAAAAGACGUGCUCCCCCUGCAUCAAAGAAACAGCAGCCCCCGGCGAAGAAGGUUACACCUAAGCAGGGAGGUCGAAAGGUUGUGAACCUUGAUGAUGACGAGGAUUCAGAGAAUUCAGACAACAACUAUAAUAAUAAUGACAAGGAUGGAAGUGAUUCUGGUGAUGAUACUCCUCGUGGACCAACGUCUAAGAGGAGAAAAAUGGUCUCUAGGAGAUUGUUGGAUGAUUAA
Rodentolepis nana is the source of this 1410-nucleotide messenger RNA. NCBI's taxonomy places the organism in Eukaryota, Metazoa, Platyhelminthes, Cestoda, Cyclophyllidea, Hymenolepididae. The record is from the annotation of a GenBank genome assembly.